AUGCCUCCCAAUCAGCCAUUUCAAGUUGCAAAUUUGCAGAUUGCUGAGCCCACAGAAGGACACAAUGGAUACACCAAGUUCAACCCUCGCACCGAGACGCUCCCAAAGGGAUGGAAUGGAUUCAACUCCAGGCCUCUAUCGGAAGACAUGAUUGUGCAGCAUGACCAUGGCAUCAAGGUCCGCGAUGGCUGCGUGCUGUACUGUGAUAUAUAUCGACCAGCCAACUCGGCGGAAAAAGUCCCUGGCAUCGUCUGCUGGAGCCCCUUUGGGAAAAAACACAAUGGUAUUGGCAUGAUGAAGCGCCUUCCGUGGAAUUGCGGCAUCGCUCAAGGGGAUCUCAGCGGCCUAGAGAGAUUCGAAGGCCCUGACCCUGCCGAGUAUUGCCCUCGUGGAUUCGCCAUCGUCAAUGUAGAUGCAAGAGGGGCGGGUGACUCGGACGGUAGCAUUGUGAUUAUGGGAACGCAGGAAGGAGAGGACGGCCACGACGUAAUUGAAGCUCUUGCCAGCCAAGAUUGGUGCAAUGGAAACAUUGGACUAGCUGGCAAUUCGCACUUGGGGAUCGUGCAAUGGUUCAUCGCAGCGACUCGGCCGCCUUCUUUGAAGGCCAUCGCUCCCUGGGAGGCUUGUGGCGACCUGUAUCGAGAGCAAUUUGUGCGAGGAGGUGCUUGGGACAACGGACUCUUUGACCUCAUAACACGUCAGGUCAUCCGGGGUCGCCAUGGUCUAGAAGACUUUCGCGAGAUGUAUCGUCGUUGCCAGACCAUGAAUCCCUACUGGAAGGACAAACGAGCCAACAUUAAGAACAUCAACAUCCCCACCUAUGUCGUGGCCUCGUACUCGACAUUUGUUCACACCAUGGGCUCUGUUCGCGGCUGGCUCGAUGUCCAAACAGAUGAAAAAUGGUUGCGGUGGGACCCGUAUCAAGAAUGGUACGACCUUUGGUGUGUGGACGAGUCCAAAGAAGAGCUUGCGCAAUUUUUUGGUUAUUACCUCAAAGGUCUCAAGGAUAAUGGAUGGGACAAAACCCCAAAGGUCCGGAUGAGUAGUCUCAAAUUUGGCGAUGCAGAACCAAUAUACCCCAUCAUUGAGGAAGAUUUCCCCAUACCCCGGACACAAUACAAGCAACUAUUCUUCUCGGAUGACGGCAUACUGGAGUCCGAGGCUCCAGAGACAGAGAGCUUUGUUACAUAUGACAAUGAGAAGACGGACCCGAUUGAUAUAGUGCGCUUCAAGCAUACAUUUACCAGCAAGACUCGUCUGAUGGGUCUUCCGAAGGCAGUUGUCUACAUGUCCUGCGACGACCUGGACGACAUGGUUGUUUAUGUUCUCAUACGAAAAUUGGACGCCCAAGGCAACGAAAUGUUGAAUCUCAACAUUCCAUGGAAGGCUGCCCCCCAUAAGAAAUUUGAUGACAUCCCAACGAAUGAGCUUAGCAACUUGCUAUUAUACUUUGGUCCACUUGGCGUGCUCCGGGCGAGCCAUCGUGAGAUAGAUUCUGAACAAUCUAUUCACCCCCAGUAUCCAUUCCACACGCACUCUAAUGUUCAGAAAGUCACACCAGGACAGAUUGUUGAGUUGGAAAUUGGUCUCUGGUCAAUGGGAAUUGACUUUGACGAAGGCGAAAGCCUCUCAGUUCAGGUUUCAGGACAAUCUCCGCUGAUCCCGGAAUACAAGGAGGCUAAAGGUGCGCCCAUUGAAGAGCGGAAUAGAGGAAUUCACAAAGUUCAUAUUGGAGGAUCUCAUGCAAGUAGCGUUAUCUUGCCAUUUGUUUAA
This is a messenger RNA of Clonostachys solani, 1773 nucleotides long. NCBI's taxonomy places the organism in Eukaryota, Fungi, Ascomycota, Sordariomycetes, Hypocreales, Bionectriaceae. The record is from the annotation of a GenBank genome assembly.